Messenger RNA from Neomonachus schauinslandi (Hawaiian monk seal), 1866 nucleotides. It is a transcript of the gene GEMIN6, whose product is annotated as gem nuclear organelle associated protein 6. The transcript has 3 exons. Gene Ontology annotation, biological process: spliceosomal complex assembly; spliceosomal snRNP assembly. Gene Ontology annotation, cellular component: SMN complex; nucleus. Gene Ontology annotation, molecular function: RNA binding. The record is from RefSeq and is a predicted model, not a curated record. NCBI's taxonomy places the organism in Eukaryota, Metazoa, Chordata, Mammalia, Carnivora, Phocidae. Bases 245 to 745 code for a protein of 166 amino acids.
CACCGCGUGGUUACUGCGUGCCCGUCGCUGCGAGGAGUUCUUGCUGGUAUUUCUUUCGUUUGUGGGAAUUAAACGUUAAGUACCACCAGGUUUGAGUACCGUUUUAAGGGUCGUGCAGCUGCAAGCUAGGCCACGGAAUCUGCGCUCUAGAUCCUUCGCUGCUGCCCCCUGGAUGGCACUUGCUUGAGUGGAACAUAUAUUAACGCGAACUGGUGGUGGUUUUAGAUCUAGCCAGCUGGCAGCCAUGAAUGAAUGGAUGAGGAAAGGCCCCUUAGAAUGGCAAGAUUACACGUACAAAGAAGUCAGAGUGACAGCCAGUGAGAAGGAGUAUAAAGGAUGGGUUUUAACCACAGACCCAGUUUCUGCCAAUAUUGUCCUUGUGAACUUCCUGGAAGAUGGCAGCAUGUCUGUGACUGGAAUUAUGGGCCAUGCUGUGCAGACCGUUGAAACUGUGAACGAAGGGGACCAUGGAGUGAGAGAGAAGCUGAUGAAUUUGUUCAUGUCUGGAGACUGCAAGGCCUACAACCCUGAGGAUCUGGAGAAGAGAAAGAACAGCCUAAAGAAAUGGCUCGAGAAGAACCACAUCCCCAUCACAGAACAGGGAGAUUCACGAAGGACUCUGUGUGUGGCUGGGGUUCUGACUAUAGACCCACCGUAUGGUCCAGAAAAUUGCAGCAGUUCUAAUGAGAUUAUUCUCUCCCGUGUUCAGGAUCUUAUUCAAGGACAUCUUGCAGCUUGCCAAUGAGAGGCCAAGAACUAUGGAUGCAUCAAUUGAAAUAACAUUUCAUUUUUUUUCUUCAUAAAAUGUUUUGAAUGUUAAAUCCAUCAUAUUACAAGACUUCAAAGGCACACAGUUGUGUGUGUGUGUUUGAGUUUUAAUUCUAUGUUGUUUUGGUAAAAUCAAAGAUCUGGAUUAUAAGUGCUAAUAAAUAAUCAAACUAUGGCAAAGCUAGCAUCACAUGCAACAAAAUAGCACAAGGACAUUAGAAUUGUAAGAGUCUUUUGUUGGUGGGAGUACACCUCCAUUUUUGUUAGGCAAGAAACACAUGUUAGAUUCAAUAUAAAAUGUCUUGUUAAGCCCCUUGCACUAACUGUAUGUGUCUGUUUUAAAAUAUUUAUUGUGUAAGGAUGAAAUCGCUUUUGAAUCAGAAUCUAUUGGAAUAUAUGCUUUUUUGGUUGAAACUUGAAAAGUUUUAACUACUUGUAAAAUCUUACCACGUAAGUUGUUUAACUUUCAAAGCCUUUACAGUGAGCCCUGGCUGAUAUCUCUGACGAAAAAGGUAAAUGUGACAAGUAUUCUGCUCCUGCACUGAACCCAGUUCCCGUGCCUGGUGGAUUCAGCCAAGGCCUUCAGCCCAUGCUGCUUUCUGCCUGUAGCCCCCAUUCCCGGGUCAGGCUUCACUGAGGGGAGAGAAUGCAGGAAGCAUGCCUCACUAUACCUGGUCCUACCCCUUGGAAGCCAGGCAGGGGCCAGGACUCGAUAUGGAGGUUUCUGGCCUAGAAACCGAGGGAGGUACCUCAGAUUGUCGGUUGGGUGUCUUCUCGGGGGCAGGUCAGAUUAGAACCCCUAGGCCUCUGACUCCCUAGGACAAGGGUCAGCAAACUUUGAGCCCUUGGGACAAAUGCAGCCUGCUGCCUCCAUUUGAUAAAAGUUUUCCUGGAACACAGCCAUACCCACUGGUUUACGUAUUUUCUGUGGCUGCUUUUGAGCCAUAGUGGCAGAUUUGAAUAUUGUAACACAAACUAUAUGGCUUAUAUUUACAGAAAACUACAGCCCUGCCCUAGGCGUGUGGGGUGGGUGUCUUUAUGAUAAUCACCUGUGACCUACAAAGAAUAACCAGACCCUAAAAGGGAAGUAAGCCAUUG